This is a messenger RNA of Esox lucius (northern pike), 1422 nucleotides long. RefSeq names its product nothepsin (gene nots). Bases 10 to 1227 code for a protein of 405 amino acids. The record is from RefSeq and is a predicted model, not a curated record. Gene Ontology annotation, molecular function: aspartic-type endopeptidase activity. Gene Ontology annotation, biological process: proteolysis. The transcript has 9 exons. NCBI's taxonomy places the organism in Eukaryota, Metazoa, Chordata, Actinopteri, Esociformes, Esocidae.
CCAGUCAAGAUGUGGUGGACUGUGUUGGCCUUGCUCUGCUGUUCUUGGACUGCACAUGGGAUCAACAGGGUCUCUCUGAGUCGGGUGGCCUCAGUGCGCUCCCUGCUCCGGGCCUCCAAUCGCCUGGAGGAAUUUGUGAGGGACCACCAGCCUGACAUGCUCAACCGGAGGUUUGCCCAGUGCUACCCGCCCGAGACGCCCUCUCUCAAGCUUGGCAGGAACAGCGAGAGGCUCUACAACUUUAUGGACGCCCAGUACUACGGUCAAAUCAGUCUGGGCACCCCACCACAGAACUUCACUGUGGUGUUUGACACCGGAUCGUCUGAUCUCUGGGUUCCCUCGUCUUACUGCAUAUCAGAGGCCUGUGCGAUGCACGAAAGGUUUGAGGCCUAUAAGUCCAGCACAUUCCACCACGAUGGCAGGAGGUUUGGCAUCCACUACGGCACAGGACACAUGCUGGGAAUAAUGAGUAGGGAGGUCCUCAAGAUAGGCUCUAUAACUGUGGAGAAUCAGGAGUUUGGGGAGUCGGUGUUUGAGCCAGGUUUUGUGUUCGUCAUGGCUAAGUUUGAUGGUGUGCUGGGUUUGGGGUAUCCCUCCCUGGCCGAGGAGGUGGGGAACCCUGUGUUCGACAGCAUGUUGAACCAGAAAUCAGUGAACCAACCCGUCUUCUCCUUUUACCUCAGCAAGAGUAAGCUAACAGGGGACCAUGAGGGAGAGUUGCUGCUGGGGGGAAUCGAUGAAACACUAUUCACUGGACCCAUCAACUGGAACCCUGUCACGGUGAAGAACUACUGGCAGAUCAAGAUGGAUGGCCUGGAGGUCCAGGGUGCCUCAUCGUUCUGCCCCCACGGAUGCCAGGCCAUCAUCGACACUGGGACCUCAGUCAUCACCGGGCCAACCGCUGACAUCCUCACCCUACAGCAGCUGAUAGGAGCCACGCCCACCUCUAUCGGGGAGUACAUAAUUGACUGCGCCAGGAUCCAGUCCCUUCCAGAGGUGACCAUUGUGCUGAACAAGGUGGAGUUUGUGCUGACGGCUAACUCCUAUGUCAGAAAGGAGGACCUGGGGGAUACUGAGAUCUGCUUCAGCGGGUUUCAGGCGCAGGAGAUGCCCUCCUUGUUGGGGCCUAUGUGGAUCCUAGGGGACAUCUUCCUCUCUGAGUACUACAGCAUCUACGACCGGGGUCAGGACAGAGUGGGCUUCGCUAAAGCCAGACACACACGCUAGACAGGGACUGUCAGAGGGAUGAAAGCAUGGCUGGAGGGAGAAAUCAAUGGAAGGACUGAUUGAGGGGUUGAUGGAUGGAUUUCUGAAGGAGGAAUGACAAUUACCAUUCCUCACCUCACGUCACCACGGGCAGUAUUGACAAAAGCGCUUAAUGGAAAUGCUGUUAGAAGAUGUCUGGCUAUUAAAGUUAUUAUA